AUGGCAGUCAAUCGGACCGCGUCAGGGGCUUCGCAUGCCGUAGUCCCAAACGAGAAAAACAAGCACAUUUUAGUUGGGAUGAGAGAUGGAGUUACUGCAGAGUUCAAAUUGGUACCCAAAAAGGAUGCGGUUGUCUCUGUCUUUGACUCCAAUUUCUUGAUUGGUGAUGGUAUAUGGGAGGGAAUCCGUGCAAAGAAUGGUCGAAUUCAAUUCGCAAAGGAGCAUAUCGACAGGCUGUUUCAAUCCGCCAAGGCAAUGAUGAUGGACCUUGGUCUAUCCAAAAUACAACUGCUCAACCUCUUACAUCGUACUGUCGACGCGAACAAUAUGUCAAAUGAGCCACAUGUACACAUUCGACUUGUUGUGAGUCGAGGACUGAAGUCAACGCCAUACCAAAACCCGACCGUGAAUAUCGGACUCCCUCUUAUUGUCAUCAUCCCCGAGAUUAAAGCCACGGAUCCAAAUGUCAAAAGCAAAGGUCUCAGGCUAGUCACUUCGCAUAUUCGUCGUGGACCUCCAGAUGUCAAAGAUGAGAUGUGGAAUCACAUCUCCAAAGCGACCGAUGUGCAGGCCUGCAUCAGUGCCAAUGUAGCCGGUGUUGAUGAGGCUCUAAUGCUUGACCUUAAUGGCUUCGUGAAGACUUGCAACUCAACGAACUUCUUCAUUGUCCGUAAUGGAGAAGUGUGGGCCCCAACCAAGAACAACCAAAUGCAGGGAAUCACGCGUCAAAAGUCCAUUGAUGUUUGCCGAGCAAAUGGGAUUCCUAUUCGCGAGUUGGACUUUACCUUAACGGAAGUCUACGGUGCUGACGAGGCCUUUUGUACUGGUACUUUUCCAUCCCAGCUUCAUGUAGUUGAAGUUGAUGGGCGUCAGAUUGGUGACGGGAUGCGAGGUCCAGUGACGGAAAGAAUUCAACAGUUGUACUCUGAGGCAGUGCAGCGGGAUACAGAAAGAUCCAGGUCGGAAAUCGAGACUGAGGUUCAAUCUCGAAAUUUACGGUUAUGA
Molecule: messenger RNA, 1005 nt
Organism: Penicillium angulare
Lineage: Eukaryota; Fungi; Ascomycota; Eurotiomycetes; Eurotiales; Aspergillaceae
Exons: 3
Coding region: 1-1005 (334 amino acids)
Biological process (GO): carboxylic acid metabolic process
Molecular function (GO): catalytic activity
Source: RefSeq, a predicted model, not a curated record